AUGCUUGCAUGUCUGCUGCCUAUCUCCGAGAACGCCAAGAUGUACACCGUCGGCCUCACGGCUUACUUCGCUAUGGACUGCUUCAAGAAUUCCACCCUACCGAUCAUCACGUUCUGUGUUGAGUACACCAUGGUGAGCCUGUUGGGGUCCUCCUGCGCCCUCUUGGCCUACACGCUUCCCCUACCAGGAAUUCAGGACCCCCGAGCAAUGAAGAGCGCGGCGGCUGCUUUCAGCGACGUUGCAGACGGCUGUGCUGAGGUCAUCACCGAAGCCACGGUGGCCUUUUUGGGGACAGGUGCAGGUGAUGCCUGGCGGGCCAUUGCGCAACAGCGCCUACGUGAGCUUUGGGAGAGGCUGGCGGAGGCUAAAGCCACGGCAGAGUACUGGCCUCUUGCCGCAGCGCAGAUGCUCCACCCCACCGGGAACAGUGUCGAGCCCGGCCACAGCUUUUUGCAUCUAUCCUGCAACUUCGCUGUUCCUGGCGAGGAGCUGCUGCUUCUGAAGCAGUUCCAAAGCCGCAGUGACGCCUCCAAGCUCGAGCGAGGGGAGACGUUUGCAAGCGCACGAUCGGAGAUGGCUUCUUUCCUGUUUCUCGUGCAUGGCCUUGCCGCGGAUUUGCUCAAGCGAGAAGGCUCCAUCACACAGCGGGCGGAGACCCUGCAGGAGAUAUCGAUGAUGCCCCGUGCCUCGAGGGCGCGUUCGUUGUCUGCCGAACUGACUGAGGACUUCCUGACCUCGAGCCUUUGGGUGGAAAGCAAGGCGCUACAGGAGCCUUUGCUGAGCCCAGAGCAGCAGCGCUGGCGCAAGAAUUGGGGAUACCGAGAAAGAACAUACCAGGCCGUCUCUUCGGCCGUUAGGCUGAGGUGGCGUAGUGCGCUCAAGGUCUCCCUGUCCUACUUUCUCGCCUUGAUCCUGGACUUGCACUACGGCCUGGACAGCGUGCUGGUUUGUACCGUGAGCUACUUGUCCAGCUACGGUUCCCAGUACGCAGGGGGCUCCUUGCGCCGUGCCAUCUCGCGUGGCGUCGGGGUCGCUGCAGGGGCCACG
Molecule: messenger RNA, 1047 nt
Organism: Symbiodinium necroappetens
Lineage: Eukaryota; Dinophyceae; Suessiales; Symbiodiniaceae
Source: the annotation of a GenBank genome assembly